This is a messenger RNA of Brassica oleracea var. oleracea, 1136 nucleotides long. RefSeq names its product PHD finger protein ALFIN-LIKE 7-like. The transcript has 5 exons. Gene Ontology annotation, molecular function: transcription coregulator activity; transcription cis-regulatory region binding; histone binding. The coding region runs from base 235 to 966 and encodes 243 amino acids. Gene Ontology annotation, biological process: regulation of DNA-templated transcription. Gene Ontology annotation, cellular component: nucleus. The record is from RefSeq and is a predicted model, not a curated record. Lineage: Eukaryota; Viridiplantae; Streptophyta; Magnoliopsida; Brassicales; Brassicaceae.
CAGCACCCAAAUUGUCUUUUUUGUCUCCUUACUUUUUCGUCUUGUUUAGGGUUCUCAAAGCUCUCUCUCCCCUCUUCUUUUCAGUUUUUCCCCAAAAAAAUUCCUUAUAAUGAAGAUUAAUAGAUUGACUCUCUCAGGAUACGAAUCCAAGUAAACAUCUUCGCUGAAAGUAAAACAUAAAAAAAAAUCCGAUCUUGGAGUACCCAUCACCGCGGGCGUUUGUGAGUCUGAGUUAUGGAGGGAACACAGAAUCCUGUUGUAUCUCGCAGUGUCGAAGAGGUCUUUGGCGACUUUAGGGGUCGAAGAGCUGGUCUCCUCAAGGCUCUCUCUACAGAUGUACGGAAGUUUUACCACGAGUGUGACCCUGACAAGGAAAACUUGUGUCUAUAUGGACUUCCAAAUGAGACAUGGGAAGUGAAUCUUCCCGUCGACGAGGUCCCUCCGGAGCUUCCUGAACCAGCUCUAGGCAUUAACUUUGCAAGGGACGGGAUGCCAGAAAAAGACUGGAUAUCUCUUGUUGCUGUUCACAGUGACUCAUGGCUCAUCUCCGUUGCCUUCUACUUUGGCGCACGUUUCGGAUUUGGGAAGAAUGAGAGGAAGAGGCUCUUCCAGAUGAUAAACGAUCUCCCAACCAUUUUCGAGGUUAUAACUGGCAACGCAAAGCAAUCCAAGGAUCAAUCUGCUAACAACCACAACAGUAGCAGAACCAAGCCUAGUGGUGUCAAGGCAUCAAAGAUGUCUCCACCACCAAGAGAAGAUGAUGAGAGUGGAGAAGACGAGGAAGACGAUGAACAAGGUGCGGUCUGUGGUGCCUGUGGAGACAACCAUGAUGAUUUCUGGAUAUGUUGUGAUGCUUGUGAGAAAUGGUUCCAUGGAAAAUGCGUAAAGAUCACGCCUGCAAAGGCUGAGCACAUCAAACAUUACAAAUGCCCUACUUGCAGUACCAACAAGAAAAUCAAAGCUUGAUAAAGGUGAUAAUAGCUAGCGAACAAAAAAGACAGAACCAAGAGGCUUUUGAUUGUGUAAUCUUAAUGGGAUUGAGACAGCUUUACAUUUAGUAAUGUUUUCUUCUUUUUUUUUUUUUGUUGAUUUUGCUGUUAAUGUCAUAAUGCUAUAAACUAAUUUGUCUUUAUGUU